This is a messenger RNA of Pelobates fuscus (common spadefoot toad), 2624 nucleotides long. RefSeq names its product V-set and transmembrane domain containing 2B (gene VSTM2B). The record is from RefSeq and is a predicted model, not a curated record. The transcript is spliced from 6 exons. Gene Ontology annotation, cellular component: membrane. NCBI's taxonomy places the organism in Eukaryota, Metazoa, Chordata, Amphibia, Anura, Pelobatidae. Bases 1186 to 1959 code for a protein of 257 amino acids.
UCCCUUGUCCUAGCCACACUGGUAGCUACAUCAAGCCUGUUCCAUCUGACUGAAUAGGUGGGGGGGAAAUGACUGACUCUAGCCCUGAUUAUUAACUUUGCAGCCAGCACAGAAACAAUGUAUGCAUAGUGCUCCAUGCCUUGCAGACUGGAUACAGUAGCAGUGUUGGUAGCUGUGUUUGGAAUGAUGCGAUUCCCUGCUCCCGUUUUCCCCUGCAUGCCUUGGACUCCCUCUGUGUCAGACACCAAUGCUGCCCUGCCUUAUUGUCAGACUGCAUGGCAGGGCUGUGAGGUGAGCUCUGCUCUGACUGCUGCAUUCUUAGUGUACCUGAUCCUCUGCCUAUUCCCUGCCUGCCCUCUUACAGACCCUCUCUCCCCCUUUAGGGCUCUCUGAGCAAGGCUAGCUUUGUAGAUCCGUAAUGCAAGAUACCCAGCUCACUGACAGAGCCUGCUUCAUUUCUGUUUUAUAUUCUGCGGCUGAGGGAGAUGGACUUAAUCACUGUCUGUUUUAAUCUUACAGAUCUGUUCUGCUCAGAGAGAUUCCAGAUAGGAGAACGGAGAGAAGGGUGAUUUGGAUCAGACAAAAAAAAAGCCUUCUGGAUCUUCUGCUAGCCUAGGCAAGAGGGGGACUCCAGGUCACAAAACGGCAAGCAAUCGAUUGCUUCAGUGAUCUGGAGUGACAGGAAGACUCUUCUUGACUCAGUAGACCUUCAGUUCCUUCAGGUUUAAUAUUGGGAUGGGUCUUGGAAGAAAUACCUCAUUCUUCUUGCUUCUGGACAUCAACAAAUCCUACCCUACCAGAGGAAGUUGAAUACUGGCAUUUUAUCGUCUGGAGAAACAUUGGGUGAAAUAAUACCAGAUUUCGUGUCAGAAUCCCAUCAAAUCGAAGUGGAAAUUCUUAUCAUUCUCAAUGUGGAUGUUAUAACUGGUUAAAUUGUGUGGUUGGGCUUUUCUUUAUUUUUCUUUCCUACUUCUUUUUUUUUUUUUGGCUUUUCUUUAUGUUUUUGGAAAGGGGAGCAAUUAAAACAUUUUAACUUGAGACGGUUUAACGAAGAAACUUCUGUCUGUUCUACAGAUUUGCCAUGGGAUUGGAAAUUUCCUAAUUCUUCUCCGGUGAUCUAGUGAUUCUAUAUAUCUUGGUUUGUUCUUUUUGUUUACCGUCUUUGAUCUAUCCACUGAAAUUGACAUGUAUGAAAUGGAAAAACAAGGAUUGUUUAGUGCUCUCUGUUAUCUGAUGCUGAAUUCUCCUCUGUUAUUUAGUGUAAAUGCCACUUUCACUGAAGUCCCCAAAGAUGUGACAAUAAGGGAGGGAGAUGAUAUAGAAAUGCCUUGCGCUUUCCGGGCCAGCGGUUUCACGUCCUUCUCAUUGGAAAUCCAGUGGUGGUAUCUGAAAGAGUCAUCUAGGGAGAUGCCACAUGAAUUAGCUGUCAGUGCCCCGGGCAGCAGAAGCAAGGUCACCUCAAAUAAGGAUGGAACCAAAAUAAGUACUGUACGUGUUCAAGGCAAUGAUAUUUCGCACCGGCUGAGGCUGUCCAAUGUCAGGAAGCUGGAUGAAGGGGUUUACGAGUGCCGGGUGUCCGAUUAUGGAGACGAUGAGACUCAGGAACACAAAGCACAGGCGAUGCUCCGGGUCAUUUCCCGCUAUUCCCCACCUGACAUGCAGGCAGCAGAGGCUGUGUCUCACAUCCAGAGUAACGGGCCACGUAGGAACAACCCCAGCAGCAGCAGCAGCAGGGCCACCCCAGAACCUGGGAACAAGCGCCCAAUGCACGCAGGAGACAAUCUGGCUCCAUCACCAGGCACUGCAGCAUCCGCCUCUGCUUCCCCUGCUCCUGGAAAAGCAGCCAUUCUGCGGCAACAUCAUGGCUCAGGCACCGGACCCAUUCUGUCCAGCGAUCCAAUAAUAUAUGUGUUCCUCCUGGUAUUUCAUCGGCUUGUAUAUUUAUUACUGAACCACUAAUGGACCAUUUGGUGAAUCAUUUGUUAAACAACCAAACAGUAGGAUCCUAUCCAACACCCUUAAUGACAGCUGCCACAUUUAAGGAGGGACAGGAAAAAGACUGAAAGUAGCAUGGCAAAUACUACAAGGUGAAAAAAAAGAAUAUUUUUGGAGAACUGACACACAAAUUAAAUCACCCAAAAUAACGCAUCUAGUUUCCAAAAAGAGAAAAGAAAGAGUCUGGUUCAAGCCUUGCUGUGUGCAUGGCAUCAUUAAUUUCUAAUAAAACAGAACGUACCGUUUCAGGCAUUUAUUUCCAAAAACAAAAAAUCCCUCAUUGUUCUUUUUGCACGAACUGUUGAGCAGUUAUUUCUAUGACGAAAUGUAAAUUUAUUAAGUUUAAAGACCUUCUAAGGAAGGGAAAUAUUUUUAAGUAGGGUGUGUUUAAAUGUUUUUGGUUUGGUUUUUUUAUUUUCCUCCGGUAUUUUUUUUAAAUUAAAUUAUUUCUUUUAAAUUCUUUUUUUUUCCCCCAGUUUGAUUCAAAGGCACAUGUUACCAUGGUAAUUAAUCACAGUCAAUAAUAUUUAUUUUUAAAUAAAGAUUGGAGACAAGGUAAGAUGAUUUGUUUAUAAAAACUGUAUUGUAUAAUGCUGAAUAACAGCUGAAAUAAAACGAUUUUGAAAUAA